This is a messenger RNA of Rhipicephalus microplus (southern cattle tick), 8276 nucleotides long. RefSeq lists its product as uncharacterized. Lineage: Eukaryota; Metazoa; Arthropoda; Arachnida; Ixodida; Ixodidae. The record is from RefSeq and is a predicted model, not a curated record. Gene Ontology annotation, biological process: negative regulation of DNA-templated transcription; positive regulation of DNA-templated transcription. Gene Ontology annotation, cellular component: nucleoplasm. Gene Ontology annotation, molecular function: zinc ion binding; nucleic acid binding.
CCGCAAACAUUGUGCCUUGAUGCGGACGCCAUUGUUGAUGUGCGUGGUGCGAUAUUUUCCGUCGGAUUACAGCAACGCUUUGAGAAGAAAGAACUGUGGUGUGCAAUGCGCCUGAUGCAGCGGUUCCCUAUGUAGCUCGGAUCCGAGCUCACGCCGGACUCGACGUGGUCCUUACGGACCCCGUCACAGAACUGUCUGAAAGGAAAAAGAACAGAGGGCUCCCCGCGAUAGACGGAUGUCUGGGCGCCCAUUUCGUGGUGGCCGGCGCGGCGGCGGAUUCUAUCCCAGAGCACCGUACCGGGGCCGUGGCCGGGGUUUUCGGGGAGGUGGAUCGUACGAGGGACGGGGUCGGGGUCGUGGUAGAGGUGGCUAUGGGUACAACAAACGCUACGACGACGAUCGAGACCGGGACAGGUAUAGCCGGGACCGCUACUACUCCAGGUCGCGCUCCCGUUCUCGAUCGCGCUCUCGUUCUCGCUCGAGGUCCUACUCCAGGUCGCGGUCCCGCUCCCGGUCUCGCUCCAGGACGCCGCAGACCCAGAGGGAGUCCAGGGCGCGAAAAGUUCCCACUAGGGAGCAGCUGCAAGAAAUUGCUGCAGCUGUGACGAAGUCGAUAGUGCAAGAAAAAGAACAGCGGCUAAGGGCAAAGACGCCCGUCCGGACCCGAUCUGGCUUUGCGGAUUCGCCACCGGCAUUGGCCAGCACUCGCCGCAGCUUGAGCCCCGUCCGUGGAGAUGGCGGGAGCAGCCCGUUCUCCUCUUCAAGGGACUACCCUGUGUCUAGACCCAAGACCCCAUCGCUCAAGCAGAAGGACUUAUCAGGGGAUGGAGGCUUCAGGGACUACCCGGUGACCAGGCCAAAGACUCCAUCACUUAAACAAAAGGAUUCUUCAGGGGAUGGAGGGUUCAGGGACUACCCGGUGACCAGGCCAAAGACUCCAUCACUUAAACAAAAGGAUUCUUCAGGGGAUGGAGGGUUCAGGGACUAUCCGGUGACCAGGCCAAAGACUCCAUCACUUAAACAAAAGGAUUCUUCAGGGGAUGGAGGCUUCAGGGCUCAGUUGCUGGAGCUGGCAUUGAAGGAGAAACAGAAGCUAGGCCUUGAUAAGUUGGAUUCACCCCGAAGCUCUAGUUCUGCACUGAAGGCGAUUCAAGGAUACUCGGGGACACGGUCACCAGAGGAGUCUGACCAUGAAGAGGAGCCAAUUGCACUCGACCUGUACGAUGACUUGCCAAAGCCAUUGUUUCCUAUAUCCACCAAAGGCAGCGCGGAAUCUAUGUGGGAGAAUGCAGGAAGCAAGCAAGGAUCCUCCUUGAAUGCACGGAAGAAGCCCAUCGACGACAUCUUUGACGAUGUUGAUGAAUAUCACCCACGCCAUGAUGACUGGGAUGACCGUAAGGACGACCGCAGAGAUGACCGCAGGGACAAUCGCAGGGAUGGGAAAGGUGGGGGCCAACAUUUUGAUAACCGCCCCGAUUCACAUCCAAACAUGCAUCGCUCUGACUCACGCAUCGACUUAUAUGAAGACUUGCUGUCGGAGGGCCGCCCUAGUUCACGGACCGAAUCGAGGCGUCACCCGGAAGACAGCAAAAGCAAACGGCAGUCAUCCUCAUUCAUUCCAGGUCUGGGUAUCGAUGAGAACAUUGACGAUGAAGAUGCAUUUCUUUACGGUGACGAGCCCUGACCUCUGGACGUACACCAUCUAGGCCAGAGAAGCGUCCUACACAGGAGAAGCAGCCUUUCGUGGAGGAGAGAAAGAAAUCUGCUUCGCAGGAUUCAUGGAUGCAAGCACCACAGCGAUUUGGGGGAGGCCCUUCCUUCACCGGAGGAUUCGGACCUGACCAUCGAUUUAAAGCUUCCAUUCGACCGCCGCAAGACUGUCGAGUCACUACGACCCGGAAAGGAAUUUCCAGACAGUAGGGCGCAACACCAGGAGCAACCUGCUCCUCAACGAGGUGGCCGACGGGGUGUGGAUCGUGUUGCAGACGAACCAUCGCCAAUGGACUCGUGGAAGGCGUCGCAGCGGCACAGGACUCCAUCACCCGAACAGAGCUCGCCACCGGUGUCGAGAACAACAAAGCAGUCAACGAAAGAGCCGAUGCUGGGAUACAGUUCCAUUGAGUCCAUGAAGCAGGAGCUUCGCGAGCUUAAGAUGAUGCUGAGUAGAGAGAAGGAAGCCAAGGAGGAAAGUUACGAGCGCAAGAGGCCGAGGACGCCGUCCGACGCGGGCUCUUACAGUCGCGGAGGGCGCAGUCCGAGUCCAAUCAAGCGCCGCCGAGAGAGCUACUCCCCGGUCCAUCGGCGACGUGGGCGGAGUCCCAUUGACAGCUACCGACGGCCGUCGCCCCCUUCGUACCGCCGAGAACGGCGCGAGAGCCCCUAUUAUCGUGGUGCCGCGACGCCAUCUGCCCGCCGAUACUCUCCAUCUCCGGGCCGCAGUCUCUCGCCGUCUUCGGACAGGUCCAUGGGGAAGCGCUGGUCGCCGAGCCCACCACCUCGCACACCACGGCACCGAAGGCCAGAGGCGCGAACUCCGGGUCGUCGGUGGAGUCCCGAGAGCCCACCACCUCGACCACGGAGGAGCAGCAUGGAGCGAACACCCAAGCAUUCGUCGUCGCAGGCAGCCUACUACCAGGGCUCUUCGCAGUCUGGCCAGCAGCCCUCGUAUUACGACAGCAGCCAGCCUUCGGGGCCACCAUUAGUGCCACCACCAAACUUGUCCGUACCUCCGCCUAACUAUCCCAUGAAUGCAGCUCCUCCGCAGGCUCCAUACUUCGCAGGUUAUCCUCCCCCUGCGCAAGCUCCACCAGACUUCUCUUACCCACCUCCAUCAGCGCAGCAACAACAGACGGGACACCGCUCCAACCUUCGUGUCGUGCCACUUCAGAGCGUAGACAAUGCUGUCAAAGAAGAAAGAUCCUUUUCGCCGGUAAACAUCAAGCAGGAGGAGAAAGUCAUUCCGAAGAAGCUGCAGCCGGUGGCCCAAGAGGAGAUUGACAACUACCUGAGUCUAGUGGAGGCAAAGGACAGCCACCGAGAAAAGCUGAGCCUUCUGAAGCAGGAACUGGUCCGCAUCAGCAAGAUCCAGAAUGAGUUGAUGCGACGGCGGCAGCACAAACGGGAUGGCCACAGGGAUCCCGCGCUGCUGGAGAGCAGCAGCAUGUACGAAGACGUAAAGAAGCAGGUGAUAGAGGUCAAUGGCCAAAUGGAAGAGGUGGCACGAAAGAUCUUCAAGGUUUCACAGCGUGUCAAGAUGGAAGCCAUUGCCUACAAGAAACAGCAGGAGGAACAGGCGCUGGCUGCUGAGAGCCCCGACACAGCUGGCAUCAAGUUUGUGUAUGAGGACCCACGAGACCAUUGGUGCCAACAGUGUAACGUGGUGAUGCCAACAAUGAAUGAAAUGUUUCGUCAUCUGCACUCACCCAAGCACAAAGAGGCUACACCAUCUCAUGAACGUCCAUGGGCUGACCUAGAGAAGCCGGCACCUCCUGCAAACCAAAAAUUCCACCGUACAAUUGUCUCGAACGUCAAGGGUGUCCAGUUCCUAGUUGGCAUCUCUGGCUAUUACUGCAAGCUCUGCAAGGUCAUGAGUGGAGAUUCAGCCAUGGCCCGCAAUCACUUGCACAGCCUUGAGCACAACCAGAACUACACGAAGUACAUUCUGCUCAAUCCAUUCUAUGAGCGUCGGUGGAAAAUGGAAAAGGACAUAGCCCUGGUCUCAGCCAUCAAGGAGGAAAAGGAAAAACAGGAAAAGGAGAAGGAAAAGCAAGAAAAAGAUCGUGAGAAGGACAAGUCAAGGUCACGGUCACGCUCUCCAUCCGACCGCAGUUUCUCAAAACGGCACAAGUCAAGCCGCAAAGAGGAGCAAGAGAAGAUACGGCGAAAGAACGAAGAGCUUCAAAAGCAGGAGCGUGAAAACAGCGCUUCGGUAAAAGAAUUAGACGACUCCGAAACGAGUCCAAAGAAGGGCGCAAUGUCCACGUCACCUCCACCUUCCAGGGCACUUUCUGGAGGCAGCGCAAUCAAGCUUAAGCUUCUAAAGGGCCAGAAACUCCAGAAGCAACCCCCCAAACCGACUCCUGUUGUGAUUAUUGGCAAAGCACCUUGUUUCCGGCCGUCAUUCCUGUCUGGAAAGUCCAAGGUGGGAGGAGCUUCGAACGCGGCAACAAAGCAAGAGGAGAGCAAGCCGUACGGUCCGGCACUUCCGCCAAACUUGGCAUCGGCUUCGGAUGCGAACCUCGUGGAGGAGGCCAAGAAGAACGAAGCCGCCAUGGAGAUCCCGCUUCCCGACCCUGCUUCAGAAUCGCAGGCUCCAGCACAAUCACCAGUUACAACCAUCGAAGAGAACACAGCCACAACCACUGCGGCCACGGUGAAUACAGCAACAACCGCUGUUGCCCCGGCUCCAGCCGUGUCUGUCACGCAAGCUCCACGCAAGCAGGCCCUGAAGUCUGGAGUUGUGGCCAAGGUUACAUUGCUUCCCGGUGUGCCUAAAGCCACCAUGACAGAGGAAGACAUGGACCUGAAGCUUCUGGGCAUAGAGCGUGAUGACAUUCAACCGAUCGCUCCGGUGAAGCCGCCGCCUGCGUACGGCCCAGUACCGCCCUCUGCUGUGCAGCUGCCGAAUCUGUCCGUGCCACCACCAAUGUUCCCGGUGCCUCCACCAAAACGGACCUUGUUGCCACUACCGCAGUACCUGGCUUCGGUGCCACCACCAACUCUGGCAUCGUUGAACGUGCCACCACCAACAGCUACCUUGCAUGUGAGGCCUCAAUUACUAACCCAUGGCAGACCGUUUGUGGCAAAUGCUGACUACGUCAAGCCAAACAACAACAGGGUUACAUGUAACACAGUGGUGCCCCUGCAAGUGUUGCGGCUGCCGCCUCCACCCCCACCUGACGAGCCGGAGCCACCAGCGCCACCAGUGACAAGAGCAAGACUUGCAACUGUUCAGAGGCCGCCCCCAACCCUUACUCCCAUACAAAGGGCUAUGCCGACCGCUAGUGCAUCUCCGACUACUGAACUCCAAGAACCAACGCGAGCUACCGAACCUUUUAUAAACACAGCUGGUGGGAAAGAUGCAAGUGCUGUGACUACUGGAGCAGCUCCGAACUUAAGCGAAGCCACUGCAGGUGAUGCUAAGCCUGCAGUUACUAUGGCUAAUGCAGAAGCCACUGAAGGUGGAAAACCGGAAGUACAAGAUGCGGACGCGACGGUUGCUGCGGCUGCUACUGUAGGUGUGAAACCCGUCGUACAACAUGCGGACGUGACGGUUGCUAUGACUACUACUGUAGCUGGGAAACUGGAAGUAAAAGAUGCGGAUGUGAAGGUUGCUACGGCCGCUACUGUAGAUGUGAAAUCAGAAGUACAAGAUGCGGAUGUGAAGAUUGCUAUGACGGCUAAUGUCGCUUCGAAGUGUGCUGUUCAGUCUAUUACAGAGCCUGUAUCUGAAACUGUAGCGGCGAAGCCAUCACAGCCAACAACACAAGCUGAGACUUUGCAGUCUCGUGAACCUCACAAAGUGGCAGUGCCUGAAGGUAUUGCUUCAAUAGCUUCUAGCGAUUCGUCUGCCGUUGCUUUGAAGAGUGAUGCUGAGUCAGUUACAGAGCCAAACAAUAAAGCUGUAGAAGCAGAGGUAACGGAACUAACAGCACAGGGUGAAACCUUGUGCCGGUUGCAUGAAUCCGAUAAUGUGGCACUGGCUGAUGAUAAUGCUCCGAUAGCGUCUGGCCUUCCACUCGCCAUAAGCAGCACUACCGUUGCUUUAGAGGGGGCUCUUGAGAUUGUCCCAGAAUCGGUCACUGAAGUUGCAGCAGCGAAGGUGCCAGAACCAAUCACGCAAGCCUUGCAGUCUGAUGAACCUCACGAAGUGGCAGUGGCUGAUAUUGUUCAGGUGGCUGCUGGCAGCUCGCUGGCGGUGAGCAGUGCUGAUGUUGCUUUGGAGAGCUCUGCUCAGCCAGUUACAGAGCAAAGCAGUGAAACUGUAACUGGAAAGUCACCAAAACCAACAACACAAUAUGGAGCUUUGCAGUCGCAGGAACCUCAGGAAGUGACAGUGCCUGAAGGUGUCUCCCCAUUAGUCACUGGCAGUUCACACGCUACAAGCAGUACUUAUGUUGCCUUGGAGAACAACGCUACUGAGCCUGUCACAGAACUAGGCAGUGAAGCUGUAACAGUUAAGCCAUCAGAGCCAACCGCUCAAGGUGAAGCAUUGCAGUCAAACGAGUUUCGUGAUACAGCAGAGCCUGGAAGGGUUCCAUCAAUAGCUGACGACAUUUCACUUGCCAUUAGUGAAAGCUUUGUGGGCACAACCAAGGCUGCUAUGCCCAGCUGUGCCACAGAGAGUGAAGAAAAGACUGAAGAAACAUUGAAUGCUUGUGUGAGCAUUCAACAGCAGGUGUCUGUAUAUGCAUCUCCAAGUCAUGAGAGGGAGGUAGCACCAUACCCUUCAUUCCCAACACAAGCUAAUGCUGAACAUGCCACUGCAAGCUCUGUCAGUGAAAAGGUCUCAGGAUCGUAUAUGAGCACUCAAGAGCUGCAUAGAAAAGAAAUGGGUGAUCUAGUGGACUCAGAAGUGAUGGAGCAAUGUGAGCCUGGCAGUUCUGCUGUGCAAGAGCAGCAUGUAUCUGCCGCAGCCAUUGAAGCUAACAAAGUGGACAUAUCGAUUGAAGGCAGCAAUACAAGCACUUCAGGUAUGGUGGGAGAUGAACUGUACCAUACAGCACCCUCUUUUGACUCUGCAAAAAUUGCCAUGUGUUUGUCGGAUAGUGCUCCGUUAAGCAGUUAUUUUAACUUGCGGGUUGGUCCCACGUCGAUAGAAGCAAGCCAAGAAAGAGUAUCUGCUAAAACUCAACGCACUUGUUUUCAACCUGAGGAUUUUUCGGCAGGGAAGAACGUGACUGCAAAUCUCAGCUUGACCAGCAAGACUAAUACUGUUGAAGGUGUGUCCAGCGCUGCCUGAAAGAACGUGCAAAUUUCAGGUAUUUCGGAAAGUGAAACAUCGAUUCCGGCACACCUCAAUGUCAAGAGAGAUUCUUGUUCGAGUGGUGCCACUGAAAUUGAGGAAGAUGUUUCUGGCAGAAUGGAAGUCAACUAUGGGGACAGUCAGGAACCUUUCAUUAGAGAGGACGAGACAAUUCAGGAAGAGACAGCAAAGUUGGGCAUGAUCACUGAAGGGCUCACUGCUGCAGAUAAGGAUGGCUUGAGUAAAAAGUUUUCUUAUGGAGAAUGUGUAGGGGAAAGUGGAGAUGGGGUAAAUGUGCCAGCUGUCAACGCUGAGGACAGUAAAGAAUUUCUUCAUAAUAUGAUGGAAACGGCGAGUACCACCGGAUGUGCACAGCUCACCAUGAAAGGUGCCGCCGUGGUAAAGUUUGUAAACUGCGCUCAAGAACAGGCAAUCGCUGCAAUGGAAGAUGGCGAAUCACUGGGCUGCGCAGCCCUGCAACACAGAGGAGGGAUGGCUGACACAAGCAAAAGCUGUGUGCGAUUCGGUCAAGGCGAUGCAGAAGUCCCUUUUGCGUCCUUCGAUAAGCAAUCCUCCGCAAGAGAUUGCUCCGUGCCCGUUGUGACAACGCUGGGCCUGGACAGCCUUCUGGACGAAUGCCCUGAUUGGAACACAGCCAUUGUAGACGCUGCCAUUGUAGACGCUGCCAUCAACCAUGACAACAGCAUGCCUGGAGAGGGCCUCUUUCCCAGCUCCUCUGUUUUAGCAGAGCCGCUGGCCGACAUGACAGCUGCAGGGGGCGUAGCUCAAGGCAGUGCAGGAUCAGAAGAGCAGUUCAGCGAUCGUGAUCCAAGCAGGCAGCUUCUGCAGCCAGAUUCGGGUGAAGUGCUGCUCGAAGAUGCGUCACUCGGUGCUGCUCCGCCAGCGCUUGAGGGCGCCAAAGUCUCAACAGAAGAUGAAUGUGUCUUGGAGGGAGACUUUGCGGUGGUGGAUGAAUGCUCCGACAACGUGGUGCAAACUGAAGACGACGAUUGCAUGGUUGUCACGGAUGAAGCAUGAAAAGUGGUGAACAGACAUGUCCGGCUGUUCUUUGUUGCUUUUUCUUUCGUUGUUUUUCAAGCAUUUCUUUCAUUUAUUUUGUUAUGCCAUUUGUUACUAUACAUGAAAUAUUUGUUUUAAUCCUUGUGGUAAACACAUUGGAAAUUGCUCCUUGUCUUGAGUUAGCUGUGCGUGAUAGUGACUCUGUACAACCAGGACACCCCUUUGUGAUCCUCCUCCUGAUCGUGUAACAUGCUUUUCACGCAUUCAAUAAAGAUAUUCUAUCCUGACCGUA